Messenger RNA from Cajanus cajan (pigeon pea), 595 nucleotides. The record is from RefSeq and is a predicted model, not a curated record. NCBI's taxonomy places the organism in Eukaryota, Viridiplantae, Streptophyta, Magnoliopsida, Fabales, Fabaceae.
AUAAAGAUAAAGGAGAGAGAGAAAAUUAGAAUGAGAUGAUUCUAGUUGUAGAGUAGAGAAUAGAGAUGGGGUUAUCACUAUCAGCGUCGAAGAGAGUGGAGAAGAGUCUAUCAGACUCGGGCGAUUUCGACUCAGCAUGCGACUCGGCCUUCUCCCACUGCCUCUCCCUCACGCAGCACGCUUUCGAAGGAGUGUUGCCAUACCAACUGAAAAGCGCUUCCGAUCACAUCCACGUGAGCACGACGCACCCUCUGAUCAGGAGGUGGGUCCCCACGGCGCCCGAUCGAAGCCAAGUGGACGCCGCUCUACGCUCCCUCUCUUCAAACCCUAAUCCCGAUAAGAUUAAGGGCCUUUCACUUGCCCUAUUUAAGCAGUGGGCUAACCAACUAUACACUGAGGCUGUUCUCUCCGCUGCCACCAAAGCGCUUCUGCUGCGGCUUCCCCUGGGCGUCGCCGGGAUCGUCGGAAUCGGCGCCCUCGCUCGGCCUCCUCCGCACUUCGUUGGGACCUUCGUCGGAGCCUAUUCCCUCGGUGUGGCCCUCUCUAUUUUUCUUGGAUUAUCUGCUUAAUUCUAUUACUGCCUUUUUUAUUAUUA